AUGGAGCCGAAAAAGGUGGACAUUAUUGCUGGCGGGAUCAUGCAUGAACUGUUUUGGUAUGGAGUACCAAACGAUCGAAAUAUGCUGUCAGCAAGUGCGUUAGUAUCCCCGGCGUACUAUCAUAUGGUAGUGAAAGCUUAUGAGGCGUAUAUUAAAGCUGGCGCGACGAUGAUCACGACGAACAAUUACUACGUGGCCCCGGGCGUGGGGUUCACCUCGGACGAAAUACGCGCGUACACGGAGACUGCAGGGGAAUUGGCAUCUGAUGCUCGCGCGCGAUUCGACGUGAAAAGUCAAGUCCAAAUUUGUGGAUCUCUACCACCACUGAUGUACAGCCUCCGGUCAGACCGUACAAUUGAGCACCAAGAAGGACUCGAUACGUACUUGCUGAUUGGCGAGGCUUUGCUCCCAUCGGUUGACGUGUUUCUAGCCGAGACGAUGUCGUCACUUGCUGAAGCGAAGCUGGCAUUUGAGGGUGUGCGACCACUGAAAAUGCCCGUUAUAGUGUCGUUUGCUCUCAAUAGCACUGGUCAGCUGCGCAGUGGUGAAGAAGUGGUUGGCAGCGUCCGAAGUCUGAUUGAGUUCUGCACUAGUUGUUCGGAGUUGUCUCCGGACGAACAUGAAGGCGCAGAUGAUCUAUUGCAAGGCAUCUUGUUCAACUGCUCACAGCCGGAGGAUAUAACGAAAGCUAUCAAGCAAAUGACGGAGGACCUUGAGCUGGUGGACAUGAUGAAAAAGCACGAAAUCCGUGUGGGUGGCUAUGGCGACCGCAUUUCGCCAAAGUCUAAGGCAGGUGCCAUGGAGGAAUCACUGGUGCCAGGUGCGCUCCAGUCAGCCGUGGACAUGGAGGUUUUUGGCAAGUUUGCCAUGCGCUGGAUUGACGACGGCGCCAGUAUCGUUGGCGGCUGCUGCGGUGUUUCGCCCGAAUAUGUGCAACAUAUUGGAGAGAUUCUUUCGCAAGAAUACGAUCACGCAGAAGAUUCAAUUGAGUAA
This is a messenger RNA of Peronospora matthiolae, 993 nucleotides long. NCBI's taxonomy places the organism in Eukaryota, Oomycota, Peronosporomycetes, Peronosporales, Peronosporaceae. The record is from the annotation of a GenBank genome assembly.